Theileria orientalis strain Shintoku is the source of this 906-nucleotide messenger RNA. RefSeq lists its product as uncharacterized. Gene Ontology annotation, biological process: wybutosine biosynthetic process. Gene Ontology annotation, molecular function: tRNA binding; 2-oxoglutarate-dependent dioxygenase activity. The transcript has 4 exons. The record is from RefSeq and is a predicted model, not a curated record. NCBI's taxonomy places the organism in Eukaryota, Apicomplexa, Aconoidasida, Piroplasmida, Theileriidae.
UUGUCACUUUUAGGCUGUUCUAGUGCUGAACUGGGAGGAUGUUUGGAGGAGUGGAAUCCAGAACGUCUGAAAUCAAUACUUAAGGACUGUAGGAUCUCAGUGCACGUUUCGAGAGAAUCUAACCUUAACUUCGUGUCAAAAAACUUUGAGUAUGAAUAUAUGACCGUUUUAGAGAUGUUUGAGAGGAUCGAGAGGUCUCAGAAGGGUCUGGACGAGGAGCCAGAGUACUUGUACUACAGGUCACUGGGCCACAGGCCAAGGAAGGACCCAGCGACACUGGAAUCAGUCCACCCAUACCUCGAGGAGACCUUCAAGCUCCCCAACUCAAUCACAGAAGCUUUGGAAAAGUCCCAGGUGCACUCAACCGUGUUCAGGAUUUCGCAGUGCGGCCUCGAGCUUUGGACCCACUACGACGCUGUAGACAACUUCCUGGUCCAGGUGCACGGCCACAAGUUAAUACUGCUGUUUCCUCCAUCAGCGUUGCACAAACUGUUAAUAACGGACACGUCGUCACCAUAUCGCAACAUUUGUAAAUUUGAAAGUAACAACAACAAGGACUUAUUAUCGGCCUAUGAUGAAGCCCUUAAAGUCCUGUUAAGUCCAGGGGACAUUCUAUUCAUUCCACCAGCCUGGUCACACGCAGUGCACACCAAUUCCGCUUUUAAACAGGAUGCACCGAGUAGUAUCGAAGUGUGCGUAUCAGUUAACGUGUUCUUCCUGGAUCCUGCAGUGAACUAUUUUUCAAAGAACAUCUACGGAAAUGAAGACCCGAUGCCAAUUAAAAGGGCCUGCGACAUGCUGCGAAGUGACUUUUCAAAGCUCUCCUCACAGUUGCCAAUAAACCUUCAAAAGGCGUUUUGGAGCAAGGUCGCAGCAAUAUCUUUAGACUACCUCAAUAAGCUAUAA